Pseudoliparis swirei is the source of this 2974-nucleotide messenger RNA. RefSeq lists its product as uncharacterized. The transcript has 2 exons. NCBI's taxonomy places the organism in Eukaryota, Metazoa, Chordata, Actinopteri, Perciformes, Liparidae. The record is from RefSeq and is a predicted model, not a curated record. The coding region runs from base 499 to 2892 and encodes 797 amino acids.
UCGAAACUGGGCGGAAACACGUUUUUAUUUUAUUCUAUCUUCAAAAAUCAUUUUUAUUUUUACAUGUAAACUUUUGACGGGCUUCAUUCUUUUUAAAGAACUAACUUUGAAAUUCCAUAAUAUAACGCUUCAUGGAACUCGCUUCUUUGACUCUGAAAGGGCGGAGCUGCCGACGCGUCCCUGAACGCGUCCUGUUGGGGCUGCUUCCUGCGCCGCUGCUCGUUUUGGCGCCUCGUGAUCGGUGCGGACCGGAACCUUCUCCGUCCCGUCGCUCCGCCGCCCGGUCCCCGAGCGGCGCCCCGGUGUCCGGUAAGUGCUCGCGCUCCACCCGGGAGGCGCGCGCCGGCCCCGCGGCGUCGCCUCGAGCGGCUUCACUUAAACUUUGAGGAAGAAGUUUGUGUUCGCGCGGAGUGCCGCCAUUUUGGUGCGUUCAGGUCUUCUCUGUUUCGGAUCGAGUCCUCCGGCCGGAGGUCGUGAGCGGCUCUCCUCCAGGACCACAUGGAGUGCACCGAUGAUUACAUCUGGCGCCAGCGGAUCCACCACGGCGUCCGCUACCAGAAGAGCGCCGUCCCGUUCCCCGAGUCGGUGGCGGUCGGUCUGGAGUUCAACGCGGCGCUGGAGAGGGCGGAGCCUCUCGCCCCGGGCCUGCUGACCAACGGCGUGAUGCUGGAGCUCUGCUACUUCGCCCGCACCGUCAACCGGUCCGAGUCGUACUUCUUCUUCGAAAUGCUGGAGUUCAACUUCGAGCUCGGCGUUGCCGCGGACGACGAGCGGCAGCGCUACGACUACGUCACGCGCGUUCACAACAAGGUGAAGCUGCUGCGGGAGAACAUCCGGAUGAAGCCGCGGCGCUGGAGGGAAACCUUCCUGUUCCCGGAGCGCGCCGCCGGCCGGCCGCAGCGCUACUGCCCCAAGAGGAACACGCUGGCCGACAGCUCGCUGCUCUCGGCGGAGCGGGCGGCGGCCAGCGGGGGGGCGGCGCUCCUGAUGAAGAAGCGAGAAGGCCCCCGGGUGAAGCUCAUCGCCGACGCCUACCCGUUCUGCAAAGCGCUCGGCGUGACGCUGGCGGUCCGAACGGGCGGCGCCGGCCGGGCCCGGCUGGCGCCCGGUCGGGCCACCAACGCCGUGAUGCUGGAGAUGCUGGACUUCUCCCGGCUGCUCUGCGGGACGCACACCGGCAUCGUCCUGGACCUCGUGCUGCACAACUUCGGCCUCGCCAUGGAGAGGGCGGGGUUCCGCCUGCAGGUCGUCAAGGUGACGGAGAGGAGGAACACCUGCCUCACCGCCGGGGACAAGGAGGCGUUCCGAAAGGAGCGCUUUGAGGUCCAGACCCGGAAGCGCAAAAGGAGAACCUACGUCCAGCGGGAGCCGGAAGGACUCGUGGUGGCCGGCAAGAGGAGGGCGGCGCCGGACGAGGACGCCAUCGACGUCUCCUACAUGUGCCCCGUGGAGUGUGAGCCGGAGACGCAGUCGGAUUCAGAGGCCGGACGGGAAGAAGGGAUGGAGGAGGAGGAGCAGGAGGAGCAGGAGGAGGAGGAGGAGGAGCAGGAGGAGGAGGAGCAGGAGGAGGAGGAGCAGGGGGAGGCCGCCGCUCGUCCACAGAGCGUCUCGGCCCUGUUCUCCGAGGGCGGCCCGGUGGAGGCGGGCGUGCGCGCGGCGCUGUGGGCGCGGCGAGCCGCUCGCUGCCGCCGCAUCCUGGCGUCCGGCCGGGGGGAGGACUCGUUCGCCCGCUGCAGAGAGCGAGGGCUGGACUUCAACGUGGCCGCGGCCGGCCGGCGCCGCCUGGACCGCCGGCUGCUCACCAACGGGGUUCUGCGUGAGGUUUAUCAGUUCUCCACGGCGAUGGCGAAGAGUUUACGCAGUUUUGUGUUUGAGAUUCUGGACAACAACUUCCACCUGCUGCUGCAGGGCGGGCCGCACCGGCAGAACUUCCUCCUCUACAUGAGCGCCAGGGAGAAGCUGCUCCGCGCCGCCGGGCGCCAGGACCACGCCGUCCUCGGGCGUCUCUUCGAGUUCCCGGAGGUUUACAACAUGGUCGACGUGACCCGAGACUUCCAGACCGGCCCGGAGCCGCCGGCCCGGAGCCGGGACCCGUACCCGUUCUGCGGGCGCAUGGGUCUGGACCUGUGGGCGGCCGCGCGGCGCCCGGCGGGCCAGAAGCUGGAUCUGACGGCGGUCACCGCCGGCGCCGUGCUGGAGGUGUUCUCCUUCGCCCGGCGGCUGUGCGGCUCGGCCCGGCAGACGGCGAGCGACGUCCUGGAGCGCAACUUCCACCUGGACCUGCGGGGCGGCGCCGCGGAGGCCUCGCGGGCCGUGGGCCGGUGGUACCGCACCCAGAGGACCCCGGUGGGGGGGCGGGCCGCCUCGCCCCAGACGGACCGCUGGCUGAACGCCGCGGUCCCGCUCGACGCGCCGCCCGACCCGCGGCCGGCGCCGGCCACUGAGGAGGAGCUCCCGGUCUACCGGGUCUGCCAGCAGAUCGGACUGGACCUCGACGUCGGCGUCCGGCGAGCGGCCAAACCCAAGCUGGCUCUGCGGGCGCUGACGAGGGGCGCGCUGCUGGAGAUGCACCGCUACGUGCGGCGCCGCUGCAACCGCUACGUGCCGGCGCUGUACGACAUCCUGGACUACAACUUCGACCUGAGCGCCCGGCCGGGCGGCAAGGUGGAGUUCGCCUGGGCCGUGGCCACGCAGGUCGUCGCCAUCGCGGCGAAGAGCGGCCGGCCGGGCGCCUACCUGGACCGCGCCGUGGAGCUGCCCGGAGCCGGCGGCGGCGUGAAGGACGAGCCGCGGGACGAGGUCGGGGGGGCGGAGCUUAGAGACGACGACGACGACGACGUCGAGUUCGUCCGAGAACUGAAGCCCGUCGACAUCGAAGUGAAGAUCGACUGAACUGCUGCUGCUGCUGUUGUUGUUGUUGACCUCUGAGAAGAUGUGAGACACGAUGAGAGCUGAAAUAAAACCUGAAUCAUGA